AAACCUCACCUGGAAGUGAAACUCCAUCUGGGUCGCAGAGACAGAAAACCUCACAUGUUGCAGUGCUGCUACAUGUGUGCCAUAACAAACCUCUUUUCAGAAACGUCUGUUAUGUUCCUUCAUUAACAGUAGACGAAAUUAUUUUGCUUGGACAUAGCUGCACGACCUUACUGAUCAUACAGUUUGCGAGCCACGCUGCCCAGGACAUCCAAACAUGGGCUUUGAAGUUGAGAUAGUCGCUGGAAGUUAUGAGCAGAUUUCAUUUGGCUAUCGUGUCUGCCGAAAUGGAGAGGACUGGACAGCAACGGCCGACUUUACUCAUCACGCACACACAGCCUGCUUGUCAGCUGUGGCAUCCACCAACAGGUAUAUCGCCACAGGCAGUAAAGACGAGACCAUCCAGCUAUAUGACAUGAAGAAGAAGAUUGACCAGGGGGCCUUACUGCACCACGACGGUACGAUCUCAUGCCUGGAGUUCUAUGGCACAUCCCACUUACUCAGCGGGGGAGAGGACGGACUGAUGUGUGUGUGGAGGACAAAGAAGUGGGAGUGUCUGAAAACCAUCAGAGCACACAAGGGCCAACUAUCAUCACUCUCUGUCCACCCAUCUGGAAAACUGGCUCUGUCAGUCGGUACAGACAGAACACUCAGAACAUGGAAUCUAACCGAUGGAAGAUCAGCAUUUAUCAAAACCCUCAAACAAAGUGCUGAUCUAGUUAAGUGGUCACUCGAGGGAGAUACAUAUGUGGUGGUGACCAACAAUAUCAUAGAUGUUUACAACCUGGAGACCGCCACAGUGACUGCAACCAUCACCAACCCAAAAAGAAUAUCAUCUGUCAAAUUUCUACAGAAUACCUGUCUGGCUGUAGCUGGCGACGAUGAGUCGGUUCGGCUCUAUGACCUCACCACAGAGAGGUGUAUGUGUGAGUUCAAAGCCCACGAAAACAGGAUAAAAGCUGUGGAUAGUUUCAUGGUGGAUGACUUCUGUGUUGUUGUGACGGCGUCAAAUGAUGGAUUAAUCAAAUUGUGGAAACUGCAUCUUGACGAGGACCCCAAGCCUCCCGCACUUCUGCUGGAGGUGAACACCACCGCAAGGCUCACCUGUCUGACCGUGUUCAAGCCAACUGCAGAGGACAAACCCACGGAGGAACAGCCAACCUCUUCCACAGCCACAGAAGAUCUGCCGUUACCCUCCAAGAAUAAGAGAGUCAGGAUUGCUACAGAGGAGGUGAUUCUUGAAGGAGACUGUAAGCCCAAAAAAACAAAGAGGGGUGGAAAGAAGAGAAAGAGCCAAUAAACUCUUGUUUUAAACAAGGCUAUGAAGAAGUGUGUCCUCUGUUGUCAAGUGCCCAAGUGUGCUCUCUCCUGCCCCAAGAUAUUCUCAAUGAUCACUGCACUGUGAAGUUGGAGGCAACAUUAUGAUAUAUUCUUAAAGAAACAAAGAAAGCAUCAGUCUUUUAAAAAAAAAAUUGUAACAAUGAGCAAUAUUUAAGUACCCGUGUCAUGUUUUGAGAAAAAAUGAGUUCUACUAGUAAUGCUCAAUCUCCCAACAGUCCCUAUAGUCCAUUAAAAAAAGUGCUUUUGAAA
Molecule: messenger RNA, 1587 nt
Organism: Clupea harengus (Atlantic herring)
Lineage: Eukaryota; Metazoa; Chordata; Actinopteri; Clupeiformes; Clupeidae
Gene: pak1ip1
Product: PAK1 interacting protein 1
Molecular function (GO): protein binding
Source: RefSeq, a predicted model, not a curated record